UCUAAGGCACAACCCAUCCAAUAAACAGACUGCCUCAACAUCACACAGGCUCCACCGCAGUUGAGAGGAGAGCGACACAGCGAAGUGAGGAGUCAGACAUGUCUACCAAGACCGUUAAUCUCGCUCUGAACGACCUGCUGCGGGAUUUGGCCAAAAUGCAAUACGAGCUGUUCUUCAACGCGAUCCUGGACCGCCAGAAGGAGCCGAAGGUCAGACGCUCCGACGUGGAAGACAGAAGUCGGGUGCAUUUUGCACAUGUUCUGAUCUCGACUUUCACAGAGUCCGGUGUUGUGGAGGUGGUUCUGGAGGCGCUGGGGGAGAUCGGCUGCAACGCUCAGAAAGAGAAGUUCGCCAAGGACAUAGGUGAAGGAUCACUGACAUCUGUUUCCAAUUACGGAGACAUCAUGAAGGUGGAAACAUCUGGAGCUUCGAUGCUAACAGCUCAGCAGGACAACCUGGAUUUCGAAGGUAAGGAGGCGUCGUACGCCAUGGCUGAGAUUGAUCUGGUAGAAAUGAACAACUACAAAUCCACCAUCAAAAACGUAGCUCGUCAGAAAGGAGUUGACGCAGCGCUCAUCGCUGCCAUCAUCUCCAGAUCCUGCAGGGCUGGAAAGUGGCUGACGGGAGGCUGGGGCGGCUACGACGAAAAGAGACAAAAAUAUAACACCUUUGGGCUGAUGCAGAUUGAUGUAAGUCCGAAUGGAGGUGGACACACUCCAAAAGGCUCAUGGGACAGUGAGGAACACCUCUGCCAAGCCACCGACAUCCUGAUUUAUUUCAUCAUGCGUGUGAAGCAUAAAUUUCGUGGGUGGAGCAAGGAGCAGCAGCUGAAAGGAGGGAUAGCAGCCUACAACGCAGGAGAUGGGAACAUUGGCCCCGAUGGAGAUGUGGACUCCAAAACCUCAAAUGGAGACUACGCUAAUGAUGUUGUUGCAAGGGCUCAGUGGUACAAAUCCAACGGUGGCUUUUAAAAUCCUGAGGCCGCCACAAUGUCCUAAAAAUCUGAAACCUUAUCUGUAAUGAAAGCAAUAUGUCCAAACAUAAGAUAUAGGGAUUCAGUUCAUCUCCACUGUGGGCUUCAACAUGCCUCCAGUUUUGAGCCUGUCUUUGUUGAUAUUUUUGCAUAUUGGCACCAUCAAAUCUGCUAAUAUAAUAAAUAAAAUAUGAUGAAUAAUGCUGAAUAAUCUA
Messenger RNA from Seriola aureovittata, 1188 nucleotides. Its product is annotated as lysozyme g-like. Gene Ontology annotation, biological process: peptidoglycan catabolic process. Bases 99 to 971 code for a protein of 290 amino acids. The transcript has 6 exons. Gene Ontology annotation, molecular function: lysozyme activity. NCBI's taxonomy places the organism in Eukaryota, Metazoa, Chordata, Actinopteri, Carangiformes, Carangidae. The record is from RefSeq and is a predicted model, not a curated record.